AUGGCUGACUUGGUAGAGUUCCAGCUCCUGAAGAAUUGUGCGAAGGAGCUCACCACAAAGGCAGAAAUGCUGAGCAGCAUUGUCAAAGAGUACCAAGACCAAUUCCCUGAGAUCUGCAGAGUAACCUCUGAUUGCAUGCAGCUUCUCUUUGGCAUUGAUGUGAAAGAAGUGGACCCCAGCAAUCACACCUAUGUUCUGAUCACCUCAGGCAUCACCUAUGAUGGGAUGGUGAGUGAUGGGCAGAUCAUACCCAAGACCAGCCCCCUGGUCAUGCUCCUGAGACUGAUCCUCCUAGAGGGUGACUGUGCCCCUGAGCAGAAGGUCUGGGGAACACUGAAUGGGGUGCAUGCCUGAAGGAGGUCUUACACCUAUGGGGAACCCAGGGAGCUCAUCACCAAAGUUGGAGUGCAGGAGCAGUACCUGGAGUACCGGCAGGUACCCAGCAGCCAUCCAGCAUGCUACAUGUUCCUCUGGGGUCCCAGGGCCCACAUUGGAACCAGCAAGUUGAAAAUCCUGGAUUAUUUUCUAAGGGCCAAUAACGAAGAUCCCAGUCUCUUUCUAUGCUCGUGUGAAGGAGUGGAGAGCAAUGAGGAUGAAAGGACCUGA
Artibeus jamaicensis (Jamaican fruit-eating bat) is the source of this 606-nucleotide messenger RNA. RefSeq names its product melanoma-associated antigen 11-like. The record is from RefSeq and is a predicted model, not a curated record. Gene Ontology annotation, biological process: negative regulation of transcription by RNA polymerase II. Gene Ontology annotation, cellular component: nucleus. The transcript has a single exon. Lineage: Eukaryota; Metazoa; Chordata; Mammalia; Chiroptera; Phyllostomidae.